CAACCGUGCAACUCCUUCCCCCCGGUUCAAUAAUGGAACAUCUUUGCUAUUCUUACAUAUCUAUAACAUGGCUCCUGCGAUAAGCCCACAAAGGCAAACCGGUCAUCCGCGAUGUACCUCUUAUCUGCAGCCUCCAUUCUCUCUUGUGUUGUAGUGGCUUCCUGUGGACCUGCUCAACAUCCCCUACCAGCGAAUAGCAGAUAUUUUGACAUACAGGGCCAUCGCGGUAGCAGAGGCGAGGCGGUCGAAAGCACACUCCCUGCUUUCGCUUGGGGCCUCAUUGACGGCGUCACCACCUUAGAACUAGACAAUGGCAUCACAAAGGAUGGCGUUGUGAUAGUGUGGCAUGACGAGGAAAUUACUCCGGAGAAAUGUAUAGACACCGCUCCUGUCGUGAAAGACGAUCCCGACUUUCCAUAUGUAGGGAAACCUAUCGCCAAGCUUACUUUGGCUCAGAUUAAAACAUUGGACUGCGGCUCACUACGCCUGCCAAAUUACCCUUUGCAAUUAACGUAUCCACGCACAAAGAUCUCAACACUUCGAGAAGUAUUUGAAUUUGUAGACUGUGUCGACCCCAUGCAUCAAAUUUUGUGGAACAUCGAAUCAAAGGUCAAUCCCGUGCACCCCAACAAGACGCGAGGUGUCAAAGACUUUGUCGAGAAGCAACACAAGGAGUUUAUUUCAAGUCCUUAUCCGUUAUCGCAAAUCACAUAUCAAAGUUUUGACUGGAGGACCCUCAUUGCGAUGAAGGCACUUGAGCCCCGUAUUGCAAUUUCUGCAUUGAUCGACGUAUCCACUGCGACAACGGCGGACAACAGUACCUCUCCGUGGCUAGCUGGUCUUCGCCUAGACGAAUUUUCGGGUUUGAGUCUGGGAGUCCGAAUUGCGAACGCCGCAAGCUUUAUUGGAGCGCAGAUUCUUUCACCGGCAGCUGUGGAUUACACAGGGCCUGAAUACGCUCUCUUUACGACGAAGGAGAUGGUAAGAAGAGCACACCAAGUGGGAAUGAGUGUCAAACCAUGGACGGUGAACUCCAUGAGUAUUGCAGAGGAUCUUAUGGAUUCAGAGGCCGUGGAUGGGAUUAUCUCGGAUUAUCCGAGUAAUAUGCGACGUUUCAUAAAACAGCGAGGACUUUCUGUUGCUCCCAAAUUUCCGAAGAAGAGGGUGUAUGAGUGUUUAGACCAACAUGUACAGAGGACGUGAAAUAAAUAUUGUGUAUACCC
Messenger RNA from Laccaria bicolor S238N-H82, 1223 nucleotides. RefSeq lists its product as uncharacterized. The transcript is spliced from 10 exons. Gene Ontology annotation, molecular function: phosphoric diester hydrolase activity. The coding region runs from base 112 to 1203 and encodes 363 amino acids. The record is from RefSeq and is a predicted model, not a curated record. Gene Ontology annotation, biological process: lipid metabolic process. NCBI's taxonomy places the organism in Eukaryota, Fungi, Basidiomycota, Agaricomycetes, Agaricales, Hydnangiaceae.